GCAGGCGCGGCCCCGGCUCCCUGGUCUGGCGGAGAAAUUGUGCUCUCUGACUCCUGGGGAGCGGGAAGAGCCGGGUGGACCAUUUCCGUGUGCUGAGCUUGGGCGUAGCGGGGAGUGUGCGCAUGUGCAACACGGGGGUGGGGGUGGGGAAGGGGCUGUGUGGCAGGGUUUGGUGCGGGGCGGGGAGGCUGUGGGUGUCUGUCGGUCCCUUUUAAGGACCUCAGAAACGGGACCAACCCGGAAGCGCCCGUGUCAGGCCGGGGCGGCUCUGUCUGGGCCAGGAGCCUUGGCGGGGCUUUGACCUCCCCGAGAGGAGAGAAUGCUCCCCGCCCGGACCUAGAGCCUGGAGGCAGCUGGGGGCCGAGGAGGGGCGGGUCUGGGCCCUUCCCCAAGGGUGGUCUUCCAGGUCUGAACAUGCCAAAAGAGAAGCAGCCGUCAUAAGCCCAGUGGCUGGGGCAUGCUCGUACCCAGGUGCCAUGGAAGGGCCCCCGAUCUUGGGCACUGAAGAAAUGCCAACACGCUCUCCCCAACCCCCACUUGGUGCCCGUUUCCCCUUCCAGUGUACUCCCUCCUCCUAGGAGUUUGAAUCCACUCAGUGCAGUUUCUGAACUGGAAGGAAGCCAAAGAUGGCACCAGAAAGGGUGGGAGGCUUCUUCCUGGCCAGUCCAAGGCCCUUUCCCAUCCUGAGGCUCCCUGUUCACCCCUUGUAGGGGGUGAGCGUCUCCCCUGCGGCCAGGGAAGGGCCUGGGAGCGCCUCUGAGCCCUCCCCCUCUCUCCUUCCCCCCAGGCGCACAGAGGAAGACCCCCCUCCUUGGGGUUGCUACCCCCUGAAGGACCUCAGGGUGGCCCCAGCAGAGAGCCCAGACCCGGAGGGAAUGGCCUACCGGACUCCAAGGCCCCCCUCCCAGGGGUUAAUAACUUUUAAGGAUGUGGCUAUGAACUUCACCCAGGAGGAGUGGUGCCUGUUGGAUCAUUCUCAGAAAGAGCUGUACACGGAGGUCAUGCUGGAGAAUGUGCAGAAUCUACACUCUGUGGGGCUUCCAGUUCCUAGGGAAGAUUUUAUUUCCUGUUUUCAGCAAAGGGAAGCACCAUGGCUGCUAGAGAAAAAAGUCCCAAGAAACUCCUGUCCAGAGGCAGAAACUAAUUUUGAAGUGAGGAAGAUAUCUACCAAGCUGAGCCAUUUUGUGGAAGGAUCUGGCCUCCAAAGAUGCAUGAAUAAAAGACUCUGUAGCUUUAUUUUGAGAGAAAUAUUUGACUCUAAUAUCAAGGGAAAUAGAAACCCAAAGAGUGACUGUGAAUUUGAUGAAACUGCAAAGAAAUUCAGCCAAUAUUCAGUCUUAAAUCAAUAUACCAAAUUGACUUCAGGAAAUGACUGUUGUCUGGUUAGUAAAUAUAGCAACGGCUUUCUUGAAGAAAUAGGACUUGUUCAGUCACCAGAGAAAACUCCUAAAAUCUUCAUGUAUCUAGGUAACCCUGGGGGAAUGGCCUUUGGCUCUAGUUCAGACCUCAUUAGACAUCCAAAAAGUAAACAUGUAGAGAUGGUUUUUGUGAAUAAUAAAGAUGGGAAACCUUUCAGUCAGAACUCUAAGCUUGGUUCACAUCAAAUAAUCCACGGUAGAGAGAAACCUUACGAAUGUAAACACUCUGGAAGGGCUUUCACACUGAGUAGUGAUCUUGCUGCACAUCAGAGAAUCCACAUUGGAGAGAGACCUUAUGAAUGUAAACAUUGUGGAAAGACUUUCACUGAGAGGGGCAAUCUUGUUGCACAUCAGAGAAUACAUACUGGAGAGAAGCCUUAUGAAUGUAAACACUUUGGAAAGGCUUUCACGUGGAAUGACCAUCUUGCUUCACAUAAGAAAAUCCACACUGGAGAGAAACCUUAUAAAUGUAAACAAUGUGGAAAGGCUUUUACAAUAAGAAGCCAUCUUGCCACACAUCAGAGAAUCCACAAUCGAGCGAAACUUUAUAAAUGUAAGCAAUGUGGAAAGGCUUUCACACAGAGGAGAUCUCUUACUGAACAUCAGAGAAUCCAAACUGGAGAGAAACCUUAUGAAUGUAAACAAUGUGCAAAGGCUUUCACAAGAAGGAGCGAACUUGUUGCACAUCAGAGAAUCCACACUGGAGAGAAACCUUAUGAAUGUAAACAUUGUGGAAAGGCUUUCACUCAGAGCAGUGGUCUUGUCACACAUCAGAGAAUUCACACUGGAGAGAAACCGUAUGAGUGUAAACACUGUGAAAAGGCUUUCACUCGGAGUGACUAUCUUACUGAACAUGAGAGAAUUCAUACAGGAGAGAAACCUUAUGAAUGUAAACAAUGUGGAAAGGCUUUCACUCAAAGUGGCCAUCUUGCUUCACAUCAGAGAAUCCACACUGGAAAGAAACCUUAUGACAGUAAACAAUGUGGAAAGACUCUUAUAGAGAGGAGCUCUCUUGCUACACAUCAAAGAAUCCACACUAGAGAGAAACCUUAUGAAUGUAAACAAUGUGGGAAGGCUUUCACACAGAAGAGUAGUCUUGUUGCACAUCAGAGAAUCCACACUGGAGAGAAACCGUAUGAAUGUAAAUACUGUGGAAAGUCUUUCACUCAGAGAAGCGGUCUUGUUGCACAUCAGAGAAUCCACACUGCAGAGAAACCUUACAAAUGUAAACAAUGUGGAAAGACUUUCACACAGAAGAGUAGUCUUGCUGCACAUCAGAGAAUCCACACUGGAGAGAAACCUUAUAAAUGUAAACAAUGUGGAAAGACUUUCACACAGAAGAGCAGUCUUGCUGCACAUCAGAGAAUCCACACUGGAGAGAAACCUUAUGAAUGUAAACACUGUGGAAAGGCUUUCACUAGGAGUGGCUAUCUUACUUCACAUCAGAGAAUCCACACUGGAGAGAAACCUUAUGAAUGUAAACACUGUGGAAAGGCUUUCACACAAAGGAGCCAACUUGUUGUACAUCAGAGAAUCCACACUGGAGAGAGAAACCUCAUGAAUGUACAUAGUGUGGAAGGGCUUUCACAGAGUUUAUCUGUAUAAAUGUCAGAGUAUCCAUCCACACUGGAGGGAAAUUGGAUGUAAUGAGUUCAGAUUGACUUUCACAAGAAACUUCUCAGUUGUUUCAUGUCCCACUCCACUGGAGGGAAACCUCAAUAGUAGGGAGUCUGGGCUUAUAGUUGACAUUUUUAGAUUGUUUUGUUAAACAAAUGAACUAUGUCCAAUGUGCAUUAGAAAAAGGAAAAGUACUAUAAAAGUUAAAAAGGGGGGGACCAGUUAAAGCUGCUCUUUUGGGGGGUAAUACAAGAAUUAGAGUAAGAGGAAACUCAUUAAUGGGAAUGGGAUUAGUAAAUUGUUGCAUAUGGUUGUAAUCAAAUUCUAUUUUUUGUAAUUAAUGAGGAAAAGCUCAGAAAAAACCUGGAAAUAUUGAGAAUUGAUGCAGAGUGAAUUUAACAGAAAUAGGACACUACACAUUGUGACAGUAAUAUUGUAUAUAGCAUGUAGCUCCUAGUAGUGAGAGUGUUUUGUGACAUCCCUGGGAAGCCAUGGUCUGGCCAAAAUCAGUACUAUGGCCUAGGCAUCAUCACAUGAGGUCCCCCAAACCCCUCCUUUCCACCCUUCCCCACAGAAACGGAAUGUUUUUUCAAGAAAUUCUCACCCCAAAAUUAAAUCCAUUUCCUUUUUAACAUGGCCAUGAUCCACUGUGUGAAUGCAAAUGAUUUUCACAAAUAGUUUUAUAAAACAGUAAUAUAGUAGAUAAUGCACAUUCAAAAAAUUACCAAAAGUUAAUGACAGUAGCAAACAAAACCACUAAUAAGAUUCAUAUGAGUAUAUAGCCACUUCGUGAGUGACAUUUAAAAAACCUAUGAACUGAUGAAUACUUGUCACAAAAUCUACAGAUGUAGCAAAUAUUUUAACUUUGGCAAAGGUUUUUUAAACAAAAUUUAUUACUUCUAUUAUGCCAAAAUUUGGCAGAAGAGCCUAGAAAAAACCCAAAGCUCUGUACUACUGAUGAAAACCUAUUUGGUCUAAAACAUCACUAAGAAUCUAGAUACUUGUUCUCGUGCAAGUAGAUUAAAGAGAUAAAAUGUGCAGGAA
Molecule: messenger RNA, 4079 nt
Organism: Monodelphis domestica (gray short-tailed opossum)
Lineage: Eukaryota; Metazoa; Chordata; Mammalia; Didelphimorphia; Didelphidae
Biological process (GO): regulation of transcription by RNA polymerase II
Molecular function (GO): RNA polymerase II cis-regulatory region sequence-specific DNA binding; DNA-binding transcription factor activity
Source: RefSeq, a predicted model, not a curated record